UGAACAUGACCAGUCUUCGCCAUGCCACGUGAGAUCAUCACGAUCCAGGCCGGCCAGUGCGGCAACAGCGUCGGCUCGCAAUUCUGGCGACAGCUGUGCGUUGAGCAUGGCAUCAAUCAAGAUGGUAACCUUGAAGAGUUUGCGACAGAAGGAGGCGAUCGCAAAGAUGUCUUCUUCUACCAAUCCGACGAUACACGAUAUAUCCCUCGAGCCAUCCUCCUCGAUCUGGAGCCACGCGUGAUUAACGGUAUCCAGACUGGGCCCUACAAGAAUAUCUACAAUCCCGAGAACUUCUAUGUGCACAAAGAAGGCACUGGCGCUGGAAACAAUUGGGCUGCUGGCUAUGACAUGGGUGGGCAGGUGCAAGAUGAGGUUCUAGAUAUGAUUGAUCGCGAGGCAGACGGCAGCGACAGUCUUGAGGGAUUCAUGCUGCUGCACUCCAUCGCAGGAGGAACGGGAUCAGGAUUGGGCUCGUUUCUGCUCGAGCAACUGAACGAUCGCUUCCCCAAGAAGCUCAUUCAGACUUACUCCGUCUUUCCGGACACUCAAAACGCAGGCGAUGUGGUUGUGCAACCAUACAAUUCGCUCCUCGCCAUGCGCCGACUGACACAGAACGCCGAUGCCGUCGUGGUGCUGGACAACGGCGCCCUCUCUAGAAUAGCGGCCGACACUCUGCAUGUCCAAGAGCCAUCUUUCGAGCAGACAAACCAGCUUGUUAGUACCGUUAUGUCUGCAUCGACGGCUACACUGCGAUAUCCUGGAUACAUGCACAACGACUUGGUCGGCAUUGUGGCCAGCCUGAUUCCGACACCACGAUGCCAUUUCUUGCAGACGAGCUACACGCCAUUCACAGGUAACAAUGUCGACUCUGCAAGGACGGUCAGGAAGACGACAGUAUUGGAUGUGAUGCGCAGAUUGCUGCAGCCGAAGAACCAGAUGGUGACAGCCAAGCCAAACAAGAACAGCUGCUACAUUUCGAUAUUGAACAUUAUCAUGGGUGAUGCAGACCCUACGGACGUACACAAAUCAUUGCUCCGAAUCAGAGAGAGAAAUCUCGCAUCCUUCAUCCCAUGGGGUCCAGCCAGCAUCCAAGUCGCUCUGUCCCGCACCUCUCCCUACACACAGCCUCCAUACACGACUCGUUCUCCACCUCGAGUAUCAGGUCUCAUGCUGGCCAACCACACUGGAAUCGCCACACUCUUCAAGCGGAUCGUCUUCCAAUACGACCGCCUACGAAAACGAAACGCCUUCGUCGAUACGUACAAGCGACAUGGAACCUUCCGCGACGGGUUGGGCGAAUUCGAUACUUCGAGAGAAGUUGUCAUGGACCUGAUCAAUGAGUAUGAGGAAGCUGAACGAGCGGACUACUUAACUGGUGCGCAGCAGGAAGAUCCAGCAGAUGGCGGCGCCGAUGCCAGAACUGAUGGCGUGACGGGUCGGUGAUUGGUGAUGACCAGAUACAAAGUCCUCCACAUUGGCAGACUGACCGAUCAGUGAGCGCAAAACAUGAUACCCAUGAACCAAAUUCGAUUGAGAGCGAUUUGCAGUCUUCACUUUUCCUGAUCUUCAACAUCUUCUCUUGUCCUCCAUCCC
Molecule: messenger RNA, 1593 nt
Organism: Cercospora beticola
Lineage: Eukaryota; Fungi; Ascomycota; Dothideomycetes; Mycosphaerellales; Mycosphaerellaceae
Gene: TUB4
Product: tubulin gamma chain
Biological process (GO): mitotic cell cycle; microtubule nucleation; mitotic sister chromatid segregation
Cellular component (GO): nucleus; gamma-tubulin complex; cytoplasm
Molecular function (GO): GTP binding; structural constituent of cytoskeleton
Source: RefSeq, a predicted model, not a curated record